CGGGCGAGGCUCGCAGGAGCACGGAGCACGCAGAGGACGCCAGUCGCCGCCCAGCCGCCCUCCGCGACACACGCACCGCGCAGCGCCCGCGCCCUGCACCCGCCGCGCCGAUCCGCCGACCGACUCGUCGCACUUACGCCUCAUCACGUACCGUCUUCGGUUUGUGCAUUUAUUCAUCAUCAAAUUAUAACUAACUUUAACAUCUCUCUCGAAAUAAAAGCUCUAAGCUUCACAAAUUAAGUUCGAAUAUCGGAAAAAGAACUGAGAUCGUUCGAAGUUUACAGAGUGCCAACGGAUAGCGAAGGAUUCUCCGCGCCCUCGUAAUGUAUUUCGCUUGAGGCCAGGUGGAGUGUACUCACCUGAGCUCGUGCCAACACCUUCACGAUGUGUGACUCUGUGAAAUUUUAGAACGAGACAGUAAAUAUGCGCGCGUCUUGAAGUGACUUGAAGGAAAUGAGUGUUACGAUCCAUUGACUGAGUGAUUAUAGUGCAAAGAUUCAAAUGAGUGUUUGGUAAAUCGGUGUGGUUUAGUGCAGCCAUGAGUUUCCUGACAUCAUUGGGUCAGUAUGUGGCGGGGGUGGCGGACAGCGUGGCCGGGCUGGCGCUGUCGCCGCGCCGCGCGCCGCCCUCGCGACACCGCUCCGCCGAGGAGUCGCAGGCUCACCCGCCGCAACCAUCCACCGCGACCAUGAGAGGAUUUCCUCGAGUGGUACCUACGGAAGGAGCAUCAGCAUUAAAUGCUCGCCGCCGUACUCUGGACUGCCUGGCUCCAGCUCCUCCGCCGCGGCGUGGUGGCUCACUCCGAGUGCCUCGCAACCAACCACCGCCGGAGAGACCGACCAUGGCUUUCUGCAAACGGCGCCUCUCCUGGCCAGAGGUCGAUAACAAUGUUAACUCCGGGGUGCAAGACACGGACGGAUCCUACUUCGAGAACUUUACUGCCUUGUCAUGGCGGCAUGAGAACAGGCGUCUUGCUGCGCUGAGGCUUGUCGAAGCCAGGUCGGAGAGGGCGCCACCGGCACCCCAUGACCUUGGCCUCCCCAGCGUGUCAGCACAACUGUCGCACAAGGAACACGAGCAUCUCUACACUGAGGUGCUGUACUGCAUUGAGAACGCGGUAGGUGCGCCAGCCCCGGACGGUCAGUUCGCGGCGUACAAGGAGGAAGUGGUGGAACAUGCACGCCGCGCUUUUCGCGUGUCGCCCGAGGUGCACGCGCGGGCCAUGCGUGCUGCGGGCAGCGAGCGCCCGCCCACCGUCGUGCUCGGCUGCUCCGUCAUCGAAGCUGAUGGACUUGAGGCCAAAGAUGCUAAUGGGUUUAGUGAUCCCUACUGCAUGCUGGGAAUACAACCGGCAUCUCUGCCGGCUUCUCCUCGUGCUUCUGAGGAUGAAGGGCGUAAGCAUGGCUUCAGGCUGAGCUUCAAGCGCCGCGACGGUCGGCAGCAGCGCGACAGUCUGGGCCGCUUGCCCGCUCGCUACAUACGAGCUACUAGCGUGCGGCCACACACGCUGUCGCCAAAAUGGAACGAGACUUUCAAGUUCGACAUUGAUGAUAUAUCGUCGGACGUGCUGCACUUGGACAUAUGGGACCACGACGACGAGAGCUCGGUGCUGGACGCCGUGUCCCGGCUGAACGAGGUCCGCGGGGUUCGUGGACUCGGCCGCUUCUUCAAACAAGUUUGUCAGAGCGCUCGUCAAGGCAGCCAGGACGACUUUCUGGGUUGCGUGAACAUCCCACUUCGUGAGAUCCCGUCGACGGGUGUCGAGGCUUGGUACAAGCUAGAGGCUCGCUCGCAGCGCUCCUCCGUGCAAGGUCGCAUCCGCCUACGACUGUGGCUGUCAGCAAGGGAGGCAGGACGACACGACGAUGACAACUGGCAACAGGUACGUCAACACGAGCGUUUGUUCGGCGUGCUGUUGGCUCACGAGGUGGAGAUGCAGCGCGCUGCAGCUGCUGCGGCUGCCGCUGCUGCAGCGGCCGCGGCCCCAGCAGGAGCUGCUGCGGCUCCGGGACAGCCCGAGGCUAAGAUUGCCACCACUCCCACACCACCGUGGGACGGCGACCUGUGUGGAGCUGCGCAGACGCUGCUACACCAGCACGCUAUACAGGGCGAUCUCAGUGCGUUACAGGCGGCUAUCGCGCGCUUUGCUGCUGCCUGUCGUUUGAACGCUGAUGCUCCUCUCGAUCCCAAGUACAUGCACAAGCUGCUGAUAGAGUUGGAGCGGGCUUGGUGUGCCUGCGAGGCUAUAUCUGGAAGUGGCAGCGGCGACUCGGGCUCGGGUGCCUCUCGUGAUGAGGAGCGCUGGCUCGCCGACUGCUUCGGCGAGUACGUGGACCGCGCGCUACAUCAGCUGCGCUUGCAUCGCGACCUCUACCCCGUGCUGCACCAACUUAGCAUCAACAAGUUGGAGUAUCUUCUGCGAUGUUUGAGCCAGCUCUCGCAAAUGAAGGCUUUCUGGCGAUGCUGUCCAUUUAACAAGGAAAUAAGGAGCGAGAUUGUGACUGCGCUCCGCAAGGGCACAUCCGAGUGGUACGAGGCGCUGUGUGGCCAGGACACGCACUCCGAGCGAGGGGAGGACCUCGUCAACCUGAUCACUCUCAUACAGAUCGACCUGCAACAAGGCCUCACCUACUACCACCCCCUCUUCGAAACGACCAACAACGUGCCGUACUUCAGCAUCGUCUUCACACAGAUAGACAAAAUGCUGUCCGAGGAUGUGAGGAACUGUGUGGAGCACUGGGUGGUGGAAGGCUGGUGCGGCGUCGUCGAAGAACCGAUGUACGACGAGCACGGAAACGGUGUGUGCCUAGUGACGAUAGCGAAGACGCUGCCGUUUGAAGUGUUGUCGGCGGUGCGCGAGCUAUGCGCGGCGGCCGCGCUCGCGCCGCAACCGCAGGCGCAUCCCCACGCACCGCACGACCCGCCACCGCAACUGCUCGACGCCUACCUGUGGUUCGAGCCGCUGAUCGAUCGCUGGCUCGCCGUCACCAAAACUAUGGCCCUGCAGCGAGUGCGAGCCGCCGUCGAACUUGACCGGCCCGUGGAGGGGGAACACCUCGUGAAACACAGCACCUCGUCGGUGGACACCGCGGCUUGCCUGUACCACAUGCGGCUGGUGUGGCGCUCGGUGGGUGGCGCCGAGGAGUGCACGUCGGGCGGGAGUGUGCGCCUGCUGGAAGCCGCCUGCGCUACGGCGCUGCACUACGCCGACCUCGUGCAUGGCGCACUCGCUGACCAGGGCUAUUAUGAGAACCAUGGUCAAAAUAAAACGACGGAAGAGAUAUGCACGAUUGUGAACAACUUGGAAUAUGUGCGGCGCUCUCUAGCCGAGUACGACGACGAACACAUUGCAAAUGACGAGAAUGCUCGUCAGUUGGUGCGCGGUGCCAUAGGCACGCUGGACGCGCGAGCGGCACGCGCGGCCGCGCCUCUGUCUGCCCGCGCGCGCCCACAUCUCAGGAAGGCUGUGUUCCACCUCGCGUGGUCACCUGAUACUCUGCCUACUACGCAGGCAAUUACUCCACUCCUGGAGUUUCUGGAUCAGCACCUGUCCUCGCUGAAUACGUGGCUGCUGCCGCGCGCGUUCAUUCGCGCCUUAGGAGGAUGUUGGAGUGGCGUGCUCAAGGAAGUAUCUUCCCAAGCCGAUGCAGGCGGGGCCGAGCGACCACGCGUCUACCAUCACAGACUGCGGGAGGCACUGGAUCUCUUAGCCGACUUCUUCCACGCUGAAGGAAAAGGUCUCCCGAUGUCGGAGGUGCACAAUACGGAAUGGUUCCGCGUGGAACAAAGGAUGGAGUACCACCAGGCGCCCACCGAGAAACUAUUGGAGCUGUGGCUCGCUGAUAGACUGGCCGAACAAUCGCGCACACCGCUGCCCUCGCGCUACGGCUCCAUACUUGUGCGUGUAUACUUCAAUCACGAUUCGCUGUGCGUGGAGGUGUUGUCGGCGCGCGACGUGAUUCCGCUCGACCCGAACGGCUUAAGCGAUCCAUUCGUUGUGGUCGAGUUGGUGCCCAAACGACUCUUCCCGAAAGCUCACGAACAAGUCACCAACGUGCAAAAGAAAACGUUGAACCCGGUGUGGGACGAGUGCUUCGAGUUCGCGGUAUCACUGGACGCGUGCCGCUGCCCAGGCGCGGCGCUGGCACUGUCAGUGUGGGACCGGGAUGUGCUGACAGCCGAUGACUUCGCUGGCGAGGCCUUCGUGUCACUUGCUCGUAUACCUGGGGUCAACAACCACGCUGCACCGGACCCGCUGCGGCCGCUCGAACUGCCGCUCAUGCAGCUGCACGACCGCAAUCAUCCCAUCUUACAAAUACUGGAGUCACGCACCACUGAUAAACUGGCCAUUGACUUCGUGAAGAAACAAAAGCUAAGAUUCGCUGAACAGUAAGUUCUCUGUCAACUUUCAAGUAUCUGUUUCUAAGUAUACUUAUUUCUUUAUUUAUAUUUACGCACAACGUCCAUUAAAAUGUUGACAAUAUUUACAAAAUUUACAAAAAAAUGAAUUCGAUAUUUUUAAAUGAAAUUUUUGUUAAUUGCAAACCUAUUUAUUAUGAUUAAGAUGUAUAAAAGUCAUCAGUAUUAACGUAUGAAAUACUACAAAGACUGUAAUUCUUUGACUCAUGAGAGAACAUGUAUAUGUAUAAAGUAUUGUCUAUGUGUAAUUUCAAUGCAUUUUAUAUGUGUAUAGAGUUAGUACGCACCCUCGGAGCUUAUGUCCCUAGUUGUUAAUCUCUAUUAGAAGUUCCCGACCAAGUACUUUAAGGCUCGUUGUUAACCAUUUCAUACUUCGCGCUACUCCACCUGCCUACAUCUCUUACAUGGACUUCACUGUUCGGCACUUUCAAUCCAAUACUAUAUUACGGUGUUAGUUGUUUAUUAAUACAGUAGCAUGUCAAACGUUAAUGCUAAUAUAUGAAAAUAGUCGUAAUUCAAUUUACUCAUAAUAACAUGUCUCUCGAUAGUAUUUCACCGUCAGAAUAUAUAAAUGUUUAGCGUGUAAUUAACAUUAUCAAAUCCGUGUUGGUCCGUGUUUCCGAGGAGUACUUGUUUAUAUUAAUCCCUCGAUGUCGAUGUUUCAAUGUGUUGCAGCGUUAUCUCUGCUUGAUGUGGAUCCACAACGAUCCAUUGAUACACACCUGUACAUUAGAUUACGACGAAACAGUGGAAUGCAGUACAGUCACUUAUUAAUUAUUAUUUACGUUUUGAUUACAUUCCAUAUUUCACUUUACAUGAAUUAUCAGCAACAUUAUACCUAUUCUACAAAAUUUGAUACUUACAACUUUAUGCAUUUUAAACGAGCUUUUUAUUACCGUCGCAUCUAUUACUUAAAGAAUAUAUAAUUUAAAUAUAUUAUAUAAUGUAUGGAAUGCAUUGUCUUCGACGACUGAUUUUUCAUCGUUAGAGUUAAUUAUAUUUUAUAACUAUACGUGACGUAUGUACACUGUGUAUACAAGUAUAUUAUUGUAAUAGAUGAUGUAUUGAUGUUUUAAAUUAGCAAAUGAAUAUUAUAUACCUACUUUAUACAUGUAACAAUUAGUAUAAAGGAAUGUUAAAGUUUAUGAGACAGAUUUGUAUUUAAAGAGGAGAAUGAUUCGUGUGUAGGAGAGGAGAAGGAUGCGGCAGAUUUAUUAUAUUUAUGAAUGUACUUAUGAGAAGGGAUCCAAGUAUAAUGUACCAGGCAGUCUACAAGCGCGCGCUAGCGCACUCUCUAGAUCGGAGGAAGCGAACGGAAACAUGCAAAUCUCGGGGACCAGCAGGCCCCGACCUAGAUAUAAUUCAAUUCUUAAUUUUAAAUAAAUAAAUGUGUGACCGUAAAUUACUAAUAUAAGAAACCAUACGUACUUAUAUGAUGAUGUUGUAAACUUUCCGCGCUCCUGUGUACUUACGAACAUACUCUAGUAGAAAUUGUGAUUGAUGGAUACCCACUCUGCUCUUAAUAAAAACCUCGAAAAGUCAUAUCCAGUGCUACCCUAUCCAUAUCGCUGAGCUUGUAACGUCUACAUAAGAUGUAUUUUAACUUUAUAUCUGUGCAGCGCGGGGACGCGUCGAUGUUAAUCUAAGUAAUCGAUGCGGUACCGCGAUGUUCCGCUGUUUUUGAUACGUUUGGAAACCUUCAUAUACAAUUUAUAAAUAAUACAAAAUGACUAUGUAUGAUCCUUUGGCUAAACAAGACCAUUCCAAGAGUCAAUUAUUUAAAAUAGGCUACUCAAAGACAACAUAUUUUACAUUCGAAAUCUAUAUAUAUUUUGGAACUUAUUGCUCAUGAAAAAGUCAUGUGCCAGCGAAGAUCGGCUUUUUUUAUAUGAAAUCAUUAUUAUACAAAAACUUUUUAUAAAAUUCUACUUUCCACUGUCGAAAGUGGAGGAUGAUAUUUGAGAUUCAGAUGAUAAUCAUGCAAGAUGCAUGUUUUGAAAUAAACCAAUCCGUUACUUACUGGAGGUAACGUGUCUAACAAACUGUUCUGCUUUACUCACUUAUCCUUCUAUCUGUAUAAUUUAUUGUGUGUCAUCGACGUUUUGCAAAUCCUAUAGAAAUAUAAGAAUAUAUUAGUGUUGAUAUCAAUGUACCCACUCCACAUAUCUAAGUGUGUAACUUAUAUUAUCCGCUGAUACAAAACCCACCGCAUUCUGGGACUGAUCCAUUCAAAAACAUGAAAUGAUGCUGUACGUACUAUUAACACUUGUGUUCCUUGCUUUAAUAAACUCUAAAAAUAAACGAAA
Molecule: messenger RNA, 6725 nt
Organism: Spodoptera frugiperda (fall armyworm)
Lineage: Eukaryota; Metazoa; Arthropoda; Insecta; Lepidoptera; Noctuidae
Gene: unc-13-4A
Product: BAI1-associated protein 3
Exons: 25
Coding region: 539-4393 (1284 amino acids)
Source: RefSeq, a predicted model, not a curated record